AUGGCUUCACCAGGCGAUGGCGGGAUCAAGCUCGAGGCCCUGCCGGCUCUGAGCCCAGAGCUCUACCAGCGCUCCUGGGCCUCGAUACCGCAUCCAACCCUGCCACUCCUGGCCACCUGCCACUCCAAGGCCGUCACCAUCUACUCACUCUCCUCGCUCUCCUCGCACAGCACUCUGACUGGCGGCCAUGCCCGCUCCGUCCGCACCGCCGCCUGGAAGCCCGCCAUGCCCCCACACAAGCUCUGCCUCGUCACCGCCAGCUUCGACUCAACCGCCGCCCUGUGGCGCUGGGACGGCGACAGCCUCCCCCUGGCCCUGCCGUCCGACCCUGGCCCUUCCCAUCCCACCAGCCUCGAGGUCGAUGUCACCGCCGCGAUAGCCACCCGGUCCCCCCCGAGAGAUUCCGGCGCCUCUGACAAGGAUGACGACGACUGGGAGUUCUCCCUCGUCCUCGAGGGCCACGACUCUGAGGUCAAGUCGGUCGCCUUCUCCCCCUCCGCCCAGUACCUGGCCACCUGCAGCCGCGAUAAGACCGUGUGGAUAUGGGAGGACGUCGGCGCUAACGAGGCUGAUGAUGAGUGGGAGACGGUCGCCGUCCUCAACGAGCACGAGGGUGACGUCAAGUCCGUCGCCUGGUGCCCCGACGUGCCCGGCCGCUCCGCCAAGGGCAAAUAUGGCGCCGACGUCUUGGCGAGCAGUAGUUACGACAACACCGUGAGAAUCUGGCGCGAGGACGGCGACGGGGAGUGGGUAUGCGUGGCUGUUCUGGAGGGUCACGACGGCACCGUGUGGGGUGUACAGUGGGAGGCCGAUCCGGACAGAAAAGCAUUUCCGCGGUUGAUGAGCUUCUCGGCGGACAAGACGAUCAGGAUCUGGACUCUCAAGGAGGACGACGAGGAGGAGGACAGCGGCGAUGGGAAGAAUCCCAUGUUCCGCCCUGGUCUGGGCGGCAUCCCCAGCACGAUGCGCCGCUCUCUCAGGGAGGACUGGGAAUGCACAGCUGUGCUUCCCGCUGUGCACAAGAGGGACGUGUAUUCUGCGGCAUGGAGUGCCGCGUCCGGCCUCAUUGCCAGUACAGGAAGCGACGGGAUCAUCGCUGUCUACAAGGAGGAUGACUCGGCCCCCGGCCGCGGUUCGGAGCCUACGACGGAUGGGACAGGGCCUUCAGAACAUGCUGAGAACGGCGAGGCCGCCGCCGCCAAGGACAGCUCCGAGCCCCCAAGGUGGCGCGUCGUGGGCAGUGUGGAGAAUGGCCAUGGGCCCUACGAGAUCAAUCAUGUCACCUGGUGCCGCAGGUUCGACUCUGGGACCGAAAACCGUGGUGUGGAGGAAAUGCUGGUCACUACAGGUGACAACGGAGUGGUCAAGCCAUGGCAGGUGAUUGCCUCUUAG
Diaporthe citri is the source of this 1392-nucleotide messenger RNA. RefSeq lists its product as uncharacterized. Gene Ontology annotation, biological process: iron-sulfur cluster assembly. Bases 1 to 1392 code for a protein of 463 amino acids. The record is from RefSeq and is a predicted model, not a curated record. Gene Ontology annotation, cellular component: cytosolic [4Fe-4S] assembly targeting complex. The transcript has a single exon. Lineage: Eukaryota; Fungi; Ascomycota; Sordariomycetes; Diaporthales; Diaporthaceae. Gene Ontology annotation, molecular function: protein binding.